Parastagonospora nodorum SN15 is the source of this 126-nucleotide messenger RNA. RefSeq lists its product as hypothetical. The transcript is spliced from 2 exons. The record is from RefSeq and is a predicted model, not a curated record. The coding region runs from base 1 to 126 and encodes 41 amino acids. Lineage: Eukaryota; Fungi; Ascomycota; Dothideomycetes; Pleosporales; Phaeosphaeriaceae.
AUGAAUGGACCGAGCAAAGGCUCAAAGAGAAUGACUGCAACAGCACCGUGGUUUCGAGUUCUGGAUGUCAGCGCACAAACUUUUCUGGGAUUUGACCCUGGUCGCACCAAGAGAGCCGGCGGGUAG